GCUGAGGUGGCCGCAGAGGAGCCGGGGGCGGGGCUGGCGGCGCCAUGGCCGAGGGCAGCGGGGAAGUAGUCGCAGUGCCCCCGUCCGGGGCUGCCAACGGCCUCAGCAAUGGGGCAGGUGGCACAUCGGCGCAGAGCAGCAACCCGCUGUCGCGGAAGCUGCAUAAGAUCCUGGAGACGCGGCUGGACAACGACAAGGAGAUGUUGGAAGCUCUCAAGGCACUUUCAAGCUUUUUUGUUGAAAAUAGUUUGCGGACUCGAAGAAAUUUACGUGGAGAUAUUGAACGCAGAAGUUUAGCCAUCAAUGAAGAAUUUGUAAGCAUUUUCAAGGAAGUGAAGGAAGAACUUGAAAGCAUAAAUGAAGAUGUUCAAGCAAUGAGCAACUGUUGUCAAGAUAUGACAAGUCGCCUACAGGCAGCAAAGGAACAGACUCAAGAUUUAAUAGUAAAAACCACUAAGCUUCAAGCUGAAAGUCAAAGGUUAGAAAUAAGAGCACAAGUUGCUGAUGCCUUCUUAUCCAAGUUCCAACUGACUUCUGAUGAAAUGAGUCUUCUCCGAGGUACAAGAGAAGGACCUAUUACUGAGGAUUUUUUCAAAGCAUUGGGAAGAGUAAAACAGAUUCAUAAUGAUGUCAAAGUUCUCUUGCGUACAAACCAACAAACAGCAGGUUUAGAAAUUAUGGAACAAAUGGCCUUGCUUCAAGAAACAGCUUAUGAAAGACUUUAUCGAUGGGCUCAAAAUGAAUGCCGAACAUUGACACAAGAAUCAUGUGACAUAUCUCCAGUAUUAACUAAGGCAAUGGAAGCCCUGCAGGAUAGACCUGUCUUAUAUAAGUAUACCUUAGAUGAGUUUGGAACAGCCAGAAGAAGUACAGUUGUUCGUGGAUUUAUUGAUGCUCUUACAAGAGGGGGCCCAGGAGGUACACCUAGACCUAUUGAAAUGCACUCCCAUGACCCUUUGAGGUAUGUAGGAGAUAUGUUGGCUUGGCUCCAUCAAGCUACUGCUUCUGAAAAAGAACACCUUGAAGCUCUCUUAAAGCAUGUGACUACACAAGGCGUUGAAGAAAAUAUUCAAGAAGUUGUUGGGCAUAUCACUGAGGGUGUGUGCAGGCCUCUAAAGGUUCGAAUUGAACAAGUAAUAGUUGCUGAACCUGGGGCAGUUCUAUUAUAUAAAAUUUCUAACCUCCUUAAAUUUUACCAUCAUACAAUCAGUGGCAUUGUUGGAAAUAGUGCAACUACAUUGUUGACUACAAUUGAAGAAAUGCAUUUGCUAAGCAAAAAAAUAUUCUUCAGUAGCUUGAGUCUUCAUGCAAGUAAAUUAAUGGACAAGGUUGAACUCCCACCACCUGAUCUUGGACCAAGUUCUGCCUUAAAUCAGACACUCAUGUUGUUGCGUGAAGUUUUGGCAUCUCAUGAUUCUUCAGUCGUACCACUGGAUGCCCGUCAAGCUGAUUUUGUGCAGGUUUUAUCAUGUGUCUUGGAUCCUCUCCUCCAGAUGUGUACUGUAUCAGCCAGCAAUUUAGGCACAGCUGACAUGGCCACUUUCAUGGUCAAUUCACUAUAUAUGAUGAAGACAACAUUAGCUCUGUUUGAAUUCACUGACAGACGUCUGGAAAUGCUACAGUUUCAGAUUGAAGCACAUUUGGACACACUUAUAAAUGAACAAGCUUCUUAUGUUUUAACUAGAACAGGCUUGAGUUAUAUCUAUAACACUGUACAGCAACAUAAACCUGAACAGGGCCCUUUAGCUAAUUUGCCCAAUCUAGAUUCUGUGGCAUUGAAGGCUGCAAUGGUUCAGUUUGAUCGUUAUCUGUCGGCCCCAGACAACCUGUUAAUGCCCCAGCUGAAUUUUCUUCUAAGUGCCACAGUGAAAGAGCAGAUCAUAAAGCAGUCUACAGAAUUAGUCUGCAGAGCCUAUGGUGAAGUGUAUGCAGCUGUGAUGAAUCCAGGCAAUGACUACAAAGAUCCAGAGAGCAUUCUCCACCGAUCGCUGCAGCAAGUGCAGACACUUCUCUCCUGAUUAUCUUAUUUGAAUGUAUUAGCAAAAUAUUGUGUCCCUAAAAUCCUGAAGGUUUUCUUGGUUUUUAGUCUGUUAAUCUUUAGGUUGGAAUUUUAUGGUUACGGUUUUCUUUGUAUCAUAAGAUUGUGGGUCCCAGUAAUUGCUUUACUUUGAUCACAAUAAUGUGGACGUAGGUUACGUUGACCUGACUUAGUGUUGCUCUGUGUCUGCUCUCCAUGUAGAGAUGCUGUCUUCUCUACUAGCCACCUCUCCAGCUCUGCAGUUUCCCCUCGAUUCUGGAAUGUAAAUGUGUGGGGAAAAAGUAGUAUGAGAGUUUGGAGGAUUUCAUUUUUACAAGAACUAGUUCUAAAUUAACCAUACAUAAAAAAAUUUAUCUAAACUUAAGAAUUAGUUUGAAGAUAUAAUCUAAUAAAUGUCUCUUUACCUAAGUAUUCAUUUGCUUUCUUACUAGUUAUUAAUGUGAGUAGGUAUACUUAAACUGAGGAGCAGAAACAUACACUCAGCAGAAAAGGGAAAAAGGGAGACAGAAAUAAUUUAAACAGCAUGGCUUCCACUCUGUGUCCCCUGGACUGAAUUCAGGGUGAAGUUCAGCGCUUCAGAUGGGUUUUAGGUAUAUGGGCAUCCUGUGCUGUGUGUAAGUCUGGUGUUUACGGGUAGAUUUUUGUCAUACAAUGUGGACUCUAAAUGCAACCAACUACAAAUUGUAUCUGGUGUUCAAACCAAAGAGAUAACGAUCUACUCUAACACUGGCAGGAAAAUGCCAGGGUAGCAAUUGCUGACUGACAGUGUAUCUGUCCCCAUGAUGGCCCCUCACAAAGAAUAAUUUGACCUCUGACUUUAAAACUUGUGAGUAAUUUGAAAUCACUGUUUUUUUAAAAACAAAUCUCAAUGUAUUUGAUGUGACUUUACUUUGUUGGUUAGAUUUUGAGGACAAUUCUUAAUAACAAAAUAUCUUAAUUUCUGGUAAAUCUAUAAACAGAAGUAAAUCCCUACAUUAUGAGAAAACUGAGGCAUAAAGAAAAAAAUGACUAGGUUAAAAUCUUUUGAAAAGUAGUUAGUUAAAAUUAAUAUUUAUAUAGCAAAUAAUUAGUAUUUAUAGAAUGUGGCCUAUUCAUCUAUCUGAAAUUUAUAAUUGUUUAUACUAAUAUGAUUCUUUUGGAGCAAGAGUGAUUAUAUAUUGUCUCUUUUGGUAUUAAUCUGUAUUUUUAGUCUUUUCCUUCAAAGGGUAUAUGCGAUGUAUAAAAGAUAGAAAAUAAAGUAUAACACAAAUCAAGAACUUAAAUUUUAUAUAAUUUAUUUCUGCCAUGAAAAAAGAUUGCUACUUUACCAUUAGUGAAUUCCUUUGUUUUCUAGGAAAAAAGUGUAUUUGGCUUUUUACCUAGUUUUCUCAAAUAAAAUGUUAAACUAUU
This is a messenger RNA of Equus quagga, 3427 nucleotides long. RefSeq names its product component of oligomeric golgi complex 6 (gene COG6). Bases 45 to 2018 code for a protein of 657 amino acids. The record is from RefSeq and is a predicted model, not a curated record. Gene Ontology annotation, cellular component: COG complex. Gene Ontology annotation, biological process: intra-Golgi vesicle-mediated transport. NCBI's taxonomy places the organism in Eukaryota, Metazoa, Chordata, Mammalia, Perissodactyla, Equidae. The transcript has 19 exons.